CUUUUCGUAACUGGUUCGUGUUAAAACAGCAUGAGUUCCAACAAUGGCCUUCCAAUCGCACUGGUUACCAAUGAAAAUACGAACGGUGCUAUGGACCUGACUGGUUUGGCUACCCAGCUCGGUAUCAACGCUGCUAUAGCCGUAGGUGUUAUUUUAGCCUUCAACAUCCUACGCCCUAACCAUUCCCUGGUAUAUGCUCCAAAACUUAAGUAUGCAGAAGAAGGGAAGCGACCUCCAAAGGUUGGAAAGGGUCUGUUUGACUGGGUCAAACCUGUGGCACAAGUAAAAGAUGAUGUAUUGAUCAGAAACAUCGGAUGGGAUGCUGUCAUGUUCAUUCGGUGCUUGCGCAUGUUCCGAAGAAUUUUCUACUUCUUGUCUAUAGUAGGAUGUCUUGUAUUGAUUCCAAUCAACAUUGCCGCCACCAGUCAGACAGGUGAUCAAUGGCCACCAACCACAGCAAACAUCUUGAACGUUCUCUCCCUUACCGCCAUCAACACUUAUGGUAACUCAUACGACAAAACAGGAGAAAUGAGGUGGUUUUGGGCCCACACGGCUGGAACGUACAUUAUGAGCGGCAUUCUUUAUUUUGUCAUCUGGAGGUCUUACGCUGAAUACAUCCAAAUGAGACAACAAUACUUCGAAAGCACGGAUUAUCAAGCUACAGUUCAAUCCAAAUCGCUGCUCGUUAUGAAUUUACCAGCAGGCCUUCAAAGUGAUGAAAAGCUACGAAAGUGGAUGCAGCAAAUCUGUACAAAGUAUCCAAUUCAGCAAGCAUCCGUAGGAAGAAAAAGCGGUAUGUUGAACGAAAUUAUGGAAAAGCAUGAAGCUGCUGUCCGCGAAUUGGAAAACACACUGGCAAGCUAUCUCAAGGAUGGAAAAGUCUCCAAUAACCGACCCAUGAAAACCAUUGGAGGAAAAUUUGGAUGUGGAGGUAGAAAGGUGGAUGCCAUCGACUAUUUGAGUCACCAAGUGCAGACCUACGAAGAGCAAAUUGAACACAUUCGCUCUAACAUUCAAGGCAUAAAGCCCGAGAACUAUGGCUGGGUUUCAUUCUCUCGUGUUAGCUGGGCCCACGCAGCCGCUAAGCAACUGAGAAACGGAGUUCCUUCUAAGUUCAAGACCGGCGCCCUUAAUUCGCCUAGCAUUCGACUUGCGCCUGCUCCCAAUGAUGUUAUCUGGACCAACAUGGCCAUGUCGCAAGCUGUCAGACGAAGUAAAAAGAUUUUUUGGAACGUUAUCUACUACUUACUGUUGAUCUUAUGGUUUGUGCCGACAAGUAUCCUCUCUGUCAGUUCCAACGUCAAGAACGUGAUCAAUCUCUUCCCCAAUUCCAAAGCGUUCUCCAAAGCCAAUCCCUUCUUUAUAUCUCUUGUCGAAGCCUGGUUUGCUCCUCUCGUUAUGGCUCUAUUUUUCUUGAUUCUGCCCCAUAUCCUCAGAGCCAUUUCAAGACGACAAGGAUAUAUUACUAAGACAUCACUAGAUCGUCAAGUAUUGGGAAAACUCUAUCUAUUCUUUAUCAUCAACAACUUGUUGGUGUUCACAAUUGCAUCCACCAUUUUGAACCUCUACACAAAGAUUUCGGCAUCGGUUAACAGUGGAGAUACCAUCAAUGUCAUUUCUCUUAUGCGUCAGAAUCUCAAUCUUUUGGCUAAAAGUUUAGCAAAUGUCAGCACAUACUGGACCAAUUACGUGACUUUGAGGAGUUUGGGUAUUUUACUGGAUCUGGCACAAAUUUUUUCUUUGCUUUACGUUGCAUUCAGAAAAUGGUUUUUCAAUCCAAGUCCGCGCCAGUUGAGAGAGUUCACAAGACCUCCGAACUUUGACUAUUCGCUCUCGUACAAUCUACUUCUGUUCUUCUUUACUGUCGGGCUUGUCUACUCCGUGAUCGCUCCUCUUAUCCUACCUUUCACAUUGUUCUACUUUUUCAUUGCUACUGUGGUCUUCAGAUAUCUUCUAAUGUAUAUCUUUACAACCAAGACAGAAACUGGUGGUCAAAUCUUCCGAGUGAUCAUCAACCGUAUGCUCGCGUCCACAGUUCUGUUCCAACUGAUCAUGAUUUUGAUUCUCUAUUUCAAGUCAGCCACAAUUCAAACGUACACCAUUUGCCCGCUACCUGUGAUAACGAUCAUUUACAAAAUUGUCCUGAGCAAGCGAUUCGACCCUUACGUGUACUACUAUAAAGUACCUGCAUCCGAAGAACAAAGCAUUCCAAGCGUAGAUGGACCAGGCGCAACCAUCUCCCGUCGCAACCGCAUCGGCAUCCGGUUCGGUAACCCAGCUUUUUUUGCAGAGUUGCCUACGCCCAUGGUGCACGAACGCGCACAGCACCUACUGCCACAAGUUUUUGCUGGCAAAAUGCGUGGAAUACAAGAGAGUUUCACAAGUAAAGUGACUAGGAAGAAGAGUGUGAAGCAUAUGAGCAUUAUCAAUCGUGGUGAUGCGCAUGAUCUUCGCUUCCAAGCCAUUCCUGAAAAUGAAUUGGAUAUCGACGCCAGCCAUGCGAUACCAGCAACCACAAACAUACCAGCCGUCUCGACGACCAAGCGAUCAUGAAGACCCAUAUUCUGCCAAUCGACCCUUGAUGGCCCCAGAGUUCAACGAAUACAGCUCACCAUCGCUACAUGAAUCGGACUCAAACUAUUUUGGUCACGAAGCUCAUCAGUACGAUAACACUUACCAACAUGAAUCGUAUGAAAUGGGAAACGUCAAUGACCCUUACUAUUCACAAAGCGCUGGUCGCAAUGGCUACUAUCCUCCAAGAGUUUAAAACAUGGAUGUUUCCAUUGUACAUUUACAUAACCACAACUAUUCUAUUAUCGUUAAAUGCUCUUACUCCUAUUUGUAAAGUAUACACUUUUCAGAAAGUACUUUCGUCGUGCAAUGAAAUGGCUUUCGCAUUUUUUCUCCAAUAGAUUUCUGUUUUCAACACAUUGGCAUUGAUGGUGUGAGCUUGUAAUCUAGUUUGAUAUGAGUAGAGUAAUUGGUUUUACCUACUCGCGAAAUCUCGGUAAACGCGGCAAUAA
Messenger RNA from Umbelopsis ramanniana AG, 3023 nucleotides. RefSeq lists its product as uncharacterized. The coding region runs from base 31 to 2553 and encodes 840 amino acids. The transcript has 11 exons. NCBI's taxonomy places the organism in Eukaryota, Fungi, Mucoromycota, Umbelopsidomycetes, Umbelopsidales, Umbelopsidaceae. Gene Ontology annotation, molecular function: calcium-activated cation channel activity. The record is from RefSeq and is a predicted model, not a curated record. Gene Ontology annotation, cellular component: plasma membrane.